CUCGCGCCUCUCCAGCCUCACAGCCGCAUCCCGCACGUGAUCUCCAUGGAAACGUCAUCACGCGUAUAGGAAGUCAUCCUGUUGCUAUAGCUGCGCGCUAGCUGAGCAUGGCAGCGAAGGUAUUUGGAAGGAGGGCUGACCCUGCUGAGCUCAGAUCCAUUUUCCUGAAGUAUGCCAGUGUUGAGAAAAAUGGUGAACACUACAUGUCUCCAGAGGACUUUGUGUCCAAGUUUCUCCAUGCCCACACAGACAUAAAACUGUCCAAAGAGGCGACAGCUCUGUUGGCAGGUGUUGUGAACCAGACCAAAAAUGGGCUGAUCUCCUUUCAAGAGUUUGUGGCCUUUGAGUCCGUGCUGUGCGCUCCAGAUGCCCUCUUCAUGGUCGCCUUCCAGCUCUUUGACAAAACUGGCAACGGCGUGGCCACCUUCGAUGAUGUAAAACAAGUGUUUGGACAAACUACUAUCCAUCAGCACAUCCCCUUCAACUGGGACUCGGAGUUUGUUCAACUUCAUUUUGGCAAAGAAAGGAAAAAACACUUGAACUAUGGGGAGUUCACACAGUUCCUGCUGGAGAUGCAGCUGGAGCAUGCCAGACAGGCGUUUGCACAGAGGGACAAAGCCAGGACUGGAACCAUCACUGCUCUGGACUUCAGGGACAUCAUGGUCACCAUCAGACCUCAUAUGCUCACGCCAUUCGUGGAAGAGUGCUUGGUGGCAGCAGCCGGUGGCAGCACGUCGCACAAGGUCAGCUUCUCCUACUUCAACGGCUUCAACUCUCUGCUCAACAACAUGGAGCUCAUUAGGAAGAUCUACACCACCAUGGCAGGACAUCGCAGAGAUGUUGAAGUCACUAAAGAGGAGUUUAUCAUUGCCGCUCAGAGGUUCGGUCAGGUGACCCCCAUGGAGGUGGACAUCCUGUUCCAGCUGGCUGACCUCUCUGAGCCGCGCGGUCGUGUUGGUUUAGUUGACAUCGACAAGAUUGCACCUCUGGAGGAGGGAGCCCUGCCUUACAACCUUGCUGAGGUCCAGAGACAGCAGUCUGGUGGCGACUUGUCUCGCUCUGUUUUGAUCCAGAUAGCUGAGUCGGCCUACAGGUUCACACUGGGCUCAGUGGCUGGAGCUGUAGGGGCUACAGCAGUGUAUCCCAUUGACCUGGUGAAGACUCGCAUGCAAAACCAGCGCUCCUCUGGUUCCUUUGUGGGAGAGCUGAUGUAUAAGAACAGCUUCGACUGCUUCAAGAAGGUGGUGCGCUACGAGGGCUUCUUUGGUCUCUACAGAGGCCUGGUACCACAGCUUCUGGGCGUGGCCCCCGAGAAAGCCAUAAAGCUUACAGUAAAUGACUUUGUGAGAGGGAAAGCUAUGCAGAAAGAUGGGACAGUCCCCCUGCACCUCGAAAUCCUGGCUGGUGGAUGUGCUGGUGGCUCGCAGGUGAUCUUUACCAACCCACUGGAGAUUGUGAAGAUCCGGCUGCAGGUGGCAGGAGAGAUCACCACAGGGCCACGCGUCAGCGCUCUCUCAGUCAUCCGUGACCUGGGCUUUUUUGGCCUUUAUAAGGGCGCAAAGGCCUGCUUCCUGAGGGACAUCCCCUUCUCGGCGAUCUACUUCCCCUGCUACGCACACGUCAAAGCGGGCCUAGCUGACGAGGAGGGCCGGGUGGGGCCUGGCAGGCUGCUGCUGGCCGGGGCGGUGGCGGGUAUGCCUGCAGCAUCCCUGGUGACUCCUGCUGAUGUUAUCAAGACCAGGUUACAAGUGGCAGCCCGUGCAGGCCAGACUACGUACAAUGGACUCAUUGACUGUUUCUGGAAGAUCCUGCAGGAGGAGGGACCUCGUGCUUUCUGGAAAGGAGCUGGAGCGCGAGUGUUCCGCUCUUCGCCUCAGUUUGGUGUUACACUGGUGACCUAUGAGCUGCUGCAGAGGUGGUUCUACAUCGACUUUGGUGGACACAAGCCAUCUGGAUCAGAGCCACCUCCUAAGUCUCGAAUCAGCCUGCCGGCGCCCAACUCCGACCACAUUGGUGGCUACAGGUUGGCCGUGGCCACGUUCGCUGGCAUCGAGAGCAAAUUUGGACUGCAUCUACCCAGAUUUCAAGUUACUGCCACUCCCCCUUCGGACCACCCUUGAGGCUAAUCUGCCCACCUGUGGGUGGCAGUACUGCGCAUUAGGUUGUACUGAAACACACAUACACACACACACACACAAACUCAUGCUUGCUCUUCCUGCUCACUUUUUCAGAAGUCACACAGACUUUGAACUUAUUUUAUGAGUGCAGUCUGAGUAAUUGCUUUAAAGUAUGAUGGAAAAUGAGUUGAUAUGAAGCAGAAUAUUUUUUUUAAUCUCUUGGGAUUUCUUCCUAAGGUUCCAGUUGUUCACUGGGGAUUGUAGUGUGUUUGAACUGAUUUUAUAUGUAAAAUGUGAAGUGAUGCAUUGCAUUCUAGGAUUUCAGCUGUUCAGCAUAUAUCUCUAACUGUCAUUAAGUGUGUAAGGUACUGAUGCAGCUGAAAUAUAAUUGAAUAAGGGUUGCUCCGUAAGUUUACUCAAUUAAUUAGUCCUCCUUUUUUGAAUAUAUCAUGACUGAGGCAAUUCAGAGGUCUAUAAGUGACAAGCAAAUCAAAUGAUUAAGGAAAGUGUGAUUGUUUCAAGUCUGAAAUAGCACAAUCGUAUCAGGAUGCAGCUGUGUGAAUAAAGAUGUAUUUUUUGUAUAGCUGUUCUCUUAUGUUUCCAUAUAUAUUCAGUGUUUUGCUGCUUCAAAGCACUUGCAUUAUUCUCCUGUUUUUUUCCUGGACUAGACUUGCAUUUAAUUUCAUUAAGUCACAGACCACUCCUUAUUUAUUUAAUCUCUAGGCCAUUAAUUACAUGCUAUUCAGUGUCAAUAAAAGAGCAAAAAACAUUUAACAGAACAUUGCACAAGCUUCAACAACAAAAUAUCCACCUUUUGCCUUCAUUAUAGCCUCCAUUUUCCUCAGCAGACCUGGUUUUAGUUUUUCAAAUAAUCUGCAGGGAUAUUUUUUCACACCUCCAAAGUUCAGUCUCAGAAGUUGGUUACAUUUUCUGCGUCUCAGUCCAUGUAUUCACAAUUACAAAUUUAAAGCUUUUAGAUGACUAGAUUUCAGAUGUCCAGUUUUGUUGUUCUAGUGCGAAUGUUCUUUUCUCCGUAACGGCUUCUUGACAGCUACACAUUCUUUCAGGCUCACGUUGUGGACUGACAGACAGACAGUAAGACCUAUGGACUUCUUUAGAUCUGAAGAAAGAGUUGUUUUUUUUUCCUCUAAUGUCUCAGAUAUGUAAGCUUUACUGUUUAUCUGAAGGGAACACUUUGGGUGAUCUACCAGUUCUUGCAUGGUUGCUAGUACAAUGAAGUUAAAAGUCCCAUUUUUAUUCUGUUUUUUUUUUCCAUUUAUUUUGCUUUAACGUUCCCCUUCUUUAUGCAGGUGGAUUAUCUUAUAUCUAAUCCCCUUUAGAUAGUCCCAUCUUGUAUGCAUAUAAUUGUGAAUGUUAUUGUUUCUUUAAAGGGUAACAAUGUCAGUGAGAGGGAGCAGCUUUUUGUUGAGUAACUUGUUGGUUUUAAGAUUGAAAGGAUAGAAGAGUCAAAGUGGCAGUAGAGUGCACAAAAGUAAAGACAGCAAAUAUCAUGAUAGACUUGAUAUUCUACUUGGUGUUGAAAGUUUUUAUGUAUUUUACAUGUUUUCUGGUUAUUUUUGACAUUGAAAGCUACAACUUUAAUUGGAAAUUAAAUAAACAAUGGGUGGUUUCUGA
This is a messenger RNA of Pygocentrus nattereri (red-bellied piranha), 3752 nucleotides long. Its product is annotated as calcium-binding mitochondrial carrier protein Aralar2. The coding region runs from base 108 to 2120 and encodes 670 amino acids. The record is from RefSeq and is a predicted model, not a curated record. Gene Ontology annotation, biological process: aspartate transmembrane transport; L-glutamate transmembrane transport; malate-aspartate shuttle. Gene Ontology annotation, molecular function: L-glutamate transmembrane transporter activity; L-aspartate transmembrane transporter activity; calcium ion binding. The transcript has 18 exons. NCBI's taxonomy places the organism in Eukaryota, Metazoa, Chordata, Actinopteri, Characiformes, Serrasalmidae.